Messenger RNA from Delphinapterus leucas (beluga whale), 3556 nucleotides. It is a transcript of the gene HSF5, whose product is annotated as heat shock transcription factor 5. Gene Ontology annotation, molecular function: DNA-binding transcription factor activity; sequence-specific DNA binding. Gene Ontology annotation, biological process: regulation of DNA-templated transcription. The record is from RefSeq and is a predicted model, not a curated record. NCBI's taxonomy places the organism in Eukaryota, Metazoa, Chordata, Mammalia, Artiodactyla, Monodontidae.
UCCUCCCAACCAUUUCCAUUUUUUAAAUGGCCCUCUCUUUGUAUCAGCACAAGCUUAGUUAUUGAUCAGAUAGGGGAGUUAUGCUUAUGGAUCCUACAGUCUCAUGUGAGGUUUAUUUCUCUUUAAUAUCUAAAAUUUCACCAGCUGGUUGAUCAGGCACACGGGAUUGUACCUGUCUCCCUGCUUCCUGCUUCCCUCCUCACAGGCUUCUUCCGUUUUCUUUCCACUUUGGGUAAACGGUCUUGGGAAAAAUAUUGGCUGAAAAGAGUAUAUUUCAUAACAUGUAAAAUGCUACUCUCUAAAAGGUGAAUUUGUGUACUCAGGAUACUAUACCACCAUCACCAUUUUUAGUUGGAGAGACAAGCAAUUCAACUGUUAGGACUAAGGUUAUAGAGUUGUGCCCUUUUCUGUCGAGAAACGUCCGAUUUUGUACUGCCCCACUGCUCACUUGCUUAAUUCUAAAGUCCCACAGCUCCGCCGGCCUCAGGGAAAUAUGGGUCUCAGCAUUCCACAGGGGUUAACCGGGCCGAUCUCUUUGCAGGACGUAACACCACCUGGCGGGCGGCGGUUCCCAGCCCUUCCGGCGGGUUUAGGACGCUGAGAAAGCGCGACUUCCCGCCACUGCACGUGGCCCGGCCGCUGGGGCUCAGGGGGUGGAUCGAUCGCGGUGCGUCCGGCCGCGCAGCGGGAACUCGAGGCCCCAUUGGCUGUGCCAGCGGGCGCCGCGGGGGCUCGCGCACCAACGGUCCCCGGGUUGGCGGCGGCGGCCUGGCGCUGGCAGGAGGGGGCAGGGAGAAGCGAAGGCCCGGGUUGGGGGGGAUCGAGAACGGGGUGUGAGAGCCAGGCUCGGCGGGGCGAGGCCCAGGGCCCGGGCGGGGCGAUGGAGGAGGCGCUGCUCUCCACCCCCAUCAACCCCAACAACUUCCCCGCCAAAUUGUGGCGGCUGGUGAACAGCCCCCGGUACCGCUCGAUCCGCUGGGACGGCCGCGGCGAGGGGCUGCUCAUCGACCAGCCGCUCUUCGAGGCCGAGCUGCUCAGCCCGCCCGUGGCGGGGGCCGGCGGCUGCAGCGGCGGCGUCCGGGGCGCCAGAGCCGAGCCCGAGCUCUUCAAAACCACUAACUUCACCAGCUUCAUCCGCCAGCUCAACCUCUACGGCUUCCGCAAGGUGGUGCUGGGCGGGCCGGGCGCGGCGGGGCCCGAGCCGGGGCCUGGGGGCGGCGGGCCGGCGGGCGACGGGCCCCUCCACCACUUUCACAGCCCACACUUCCGCCGCGACCAGCCGCACCUGCUCGUGCACCUCAAGAGGCUCACCAGCGCCAACAAGGCCAAACUGGCGGCCGGCCUGGAGGUGCCCUGCCGGCCGCCCAACCGCUUCCAGAGGCUCCUCAUCACGUCGGCCUCGGCCUCGGCCUCGGCCUCGGCCUCAUCCUCCGCCUCGGCCUCCGCCUCGGCCUCGGCCUCGGCCGCCACCUCCCCGCUGCCACAUCAGGAGCCGCCGCCGCCACCCGCGGGGUCCCAGCCCGAGUCGCACGGACCAGUGGCUGUAGGACAAUUCCACCGGUCGUUCCGGCGAGAUAGUUUGUCUCCUUACUCCUACGUAUCAGCUUCAUCCCACAACCACGGUCCUUUCCCUCUGAAAGGUUUAGAUCGGACCCCGAUUCCUCCUAGAACAUGGCAGAACUCUCUUGGAAUGCACCCAGGACAAGUGGAAACGUCUCUCACUUUUUCAGAUAAAGGGGUUCCAUUUCCUGUACUACAGAGGUUUCCAACUGAGGUUACAUAUACCCUGCAGCCCAGUGCCACAUCCGUACAUGUUCAACAAGGUCCUCAAACAAUGAUCAGCUCCUCCCAGAAAUAUAGUAACUACACACCGUCAGCGCAGUACUCCCAAGCCUACUAUCCAACAGCUGUGCUGCAGUGCUGCUCUCCUACCCACAUGGACGCGCUCAGUAGUUGUGUGACUCCCACUGCCCCUUCCUAUGCACACUGCAACUACUUCCAGAAUCCUCCAGUGCAAUCCUCCUAUCCAGUUGAAUUUCUGCCUUCUGAUUGGCCUUGCAGUGCUACUGAUGAAAAUAAAAAGUCAGAAUUAAACCUAGAGGCUGUUUUUCAGAUAGUAGAUGAGUUGCAUUCCUCCCCUAAAUUGGAGAUGGUAAAGGUGGAGCCUGUUGAGAAUCAGUGCUCAACAUCUCAGUCUAACAGAGGCCAACAUAUCCUAGCUAAUUCAAACAAGAGCAAUCCAUCUUCCACAAGUCAGGCUAGCCAGCUGGAGCCACUUACUGCUGUAGGCUCAGAUAUUACGUCUUUUGUGGCUGGAACAGAACAAGCAAUUACCUGCUCUCUACCACAGUCACCUGAGUACAACUAUACCAUCCACACAGCUCAGGCUGUUGAAAGCACUACAAUGCAGGAGUCUGCAGCCAGCCAGCAAGCUCAUGUCAAACCGAAGGAGCAGCUAAGUCAUAAUCCAUCUCCGUCUUCAGUAGUAUUUGUGCAGGAAGGGCUACCGUUCAGCACACAUGAGGUGGAUGCCAGUAUAAAAUGCCAGAUGAAAACACCUGAGAAUAUCUUGCCUUCAGAACAGAUGGGAUUCCUUAUUUCAGAAAUGGGGCCUGCUAGCAAGCCUAGUGAAGACACAGGUUUAUCCACUCCAGCCGGAUACAGAGAGCGAAGCAACUCACAGCAAGGAAAGUCCCCUGAUCUUCAUCUGCUGGUGGAUGUGGCCUGCAAGCAGGAGCACUUUCCACAGGAGGAAGAAUUAAAAGAGUGAGAAUGGAUGACAAACGUGACAUUGUGCACUGGCUGUAGCUGGAGGCAGACUAGCCUUGCACAUGACACACUGUUGGGGCUCUUUCAGUUCUUUAAGGAAAAAAAGUAUUUUUGUUUUGUUAAUUGAGAAUUUUGUUAAUUGAGAAUUGGGAAUUUGGUAUUUACUACAGCUGUUCGGUUCAGAUGGUUUACCUUGACAAACUGCCAAACAUCUAGCAGUCUUUUUUUUUUUUUGCUGCCCAGAUCCCUUUCAAAUGAAAGUUCCUGGUCUUCUGUUACAGUCAAAAAGCCUCUAAAAACAGCUGCAUCUAUGGUACCGGAGAAUAAUCUGUGUGGGUGUGCUGGUUUGUCGUCUUGCCACUCUCAAAAGUAGUCAGCACAACUCCGGUGGGGAGUUCAGUCUAUCUGUUUCAAGUUGCAGUGUGAUCCUUUUAGAGAAAAUUGUGUGAGAAACAAAGGCCUGUGAGGUAACCAAGAUCGCAGGUCUAAAUGGGUCAGGAAUUCCAGGGAGAAACCCUGGGAAAGAGUUAAUUUUCCAAGUGAUUAACCAGGAGAUGCUCUUACUUCCUAACCCAGCAUUCUGUUUCAAAAGCAAGGCGUCCGGACUUGGACCAUCCAUCACACUUAACAGCCCCUGAUUCUUUUAUAUUUACGGGAGCGUUCUUCUAUUUUCAUAUCUUUCUUUAAUUGUAAUGAUACAUUAUCAUAAAUGGUAAGAAGGUUUUGUUAAUAUAUCACUUAUUUAAUAUAUCUUCUAAAGAAAAGUAUUUAGCUUGUUGAAUAUAAU